UCCAGUAGCCAAUCAUAUCGCAGUACACGGGACCUUUGUGGUGAAGUCGGCUACAGUAGUUCGCUGACGUCCAGAUCAACAAGCCACUCUUUUGGAAGCAGUUUGAUAAACACUCACUGUUCCUCAGUUGAUGUCAGUAAGCUACCUGCGUUUCCAGCGAGACAUAUCAGCGAUUAACCAGCACAAAACUACCCAGCCACAUAGCCCUGAACCGAUAAGGUUAGAAGACAUCGUCGGUUGAACUUUUCAAGACAACUAGCUCGUGUUUUUUUAAAUCAAUUUUAUACCAACUGACGGCCAACGGUCGUUUUUUUUUUUGAUUGACUGCAUCUUUUACAUCAACCGAGCUAGCAGUUUUUUUGUAUCGUGCUAACGUUAGCUAAUUCAUUUUUGUUUUGCCAAAAAGGAAAAAUACUCGGUUCGUUUAAGUCAAGCAAGACGUUUUGUUUUGUCAACAAGGUCUUUUGUUUCAUCGAAGAACUACAUUGAAAACCAACGAUAUUAAACACUUUGCUUGAUUAAAAAUAAAAAAGGGCUGAAAGUGUUAGCAUUGACAAGCCAGCUAACACUAAUACCUCUAACCGUUUAAACAGUCAUUAAGGAAGAGCUUGUCUUUUAACUGACUGGUGCUGUUUUGAGUACAUUUCACUUUACAAUAACACCGUUGGGCUGCAGGAGUUACUGCUGCUUCUCCUUUUUUUUUAAAUAACAAGAACAGCCACCAGAGUAUAACAAGGAGACCACUGGUAGGACCUGAGGCAAGUUGUGUACAUCCAAGGAAUCCCUCAUCGGAUUGUUACAUUAAUAUCAGUGUUAUUGUUGAAAAUGGCGGCGAUCGGAAUGGUGCAGAUGUUGAUCGAAGCAGCGGAGUACCUUGAGCGCAGGGAACGAGAAGCUGAACACGGCUAUGCCUCCAUGCCACCCUUCAUCAGCAGCGGAGAGACGGAAAGCUUGAAAAGAAAAAGCAAAAGCAAGAAAAACACAAGUAGCAGGUCUACGCACAAUGAAAUGGAAAAGAACAGACGGGCACAUCUACGGCUGUGUUUAGACCGCUUGAAAUCCCUCGUUCCCUUAGGAAAAGAUGCUAACAGGCACACCACCCUCAGCCUGCUGAUGAAGGCCAGAGAACAUAUCAAGAGGUUGGAGGAAAGCGACAGGAAAGCGCAGCACACGAUGGAUCAGCUGCAGCGGGAGCGGAGGCACCUGAGGAGACGCCUGGAGCAGCUGGGGGUGGAGAGGACCCGCAUGGACAGCACCGGCUCCACCCAGUCCGACAAGUCUGACUCUGACCAAGAGGACCUGGAUGUGGACGUGGAGGGGACGGACUACCUGCUGGGUGACCUGGAGUGGAGCACCAGCAGCGUGAGCGACUCGGGGGACGAGCGGGGGAGUCUCCGCAGCAGCUGCAGCGACGAGGGCUACUCCAGCGCCAGCCUGCUGCGCCUGCAGGACACUCAGGAGAUGGCCAAGCAGCUGGGCUGCAGCCUAUAGACGCAAAGCCCCGCCUCCUCCCCCUCAGCCAAUCCUUUCCCAGGAUGCCUCACCACUCCCUAAAUGCAAUCUGACUUCCCCCCCCCACUUUGACUUCCAUCCAACACCUCCUAGACUCACCCACCCAUCAUCAGCGGUCAGUCAUUAAGGUGUCCCCUGCUCUGAACCAAUCAAACGAGUGGGAUUUUAAAGACACUCCGUCCAUCCGUCAGAAACACAACUUUCAGCCAGAGAAUGUUACCACACAAUGUCCCACUGCCUCUUUUCUAAGCCUCAAGAGACAUGGGGAGCACUUAUGAGAUUUCACACAUAUUAAGACACACACACACACACACUAAAACACACAUAUACACACACUCCCCUCCAUCGCUCCUAGUUGUCCCAUCCUCCCAAAGGUGUGACAGAGGUUUUUCUGCCCCGUCAGACCAUCUGUGCAUGGUGUGUUUGCACUUACAGCAUUAACAGUUCCAUCUUUUUUCAAAUGCUGUCUCUUAUAAACUUGAAGGAGCCCCCCCCACUUCCGUAAUGUUACAGGAUGUGGUGAGCGUUGGUAUUAUUAAUUUUGGGCUACAUUAAAGCAGCCAGGGUGCGGUGUGACUUGGGGCCGCCAGCAAUACGUCGCUUAGUACGCACCCAGGCAUCGGCAGGCUCCCAACUUUAUUUUGAUGUUCUGUCCACACCUGCCAAUUUAGAGGAAAAAGUAACAAAAACAACAAAAAAAAACUUUGUGCAGCAUGAGAUUGUGAAAGGGAGGGUUUAUGGGAUGGGGUUUAUGUUUUUCUCCCUCUCUCUGAUGACUGUGGCGUUUUUACAGCAUCCUUUUAUCGUAAUGUGUGUAUGUCACGUUUGAGGGGUCACUAGCAGGGUUGGAAACUUUUUGAACCACCAGCCACAGGGGCCCGAUGCUGGUAAUAUGUUGGCAGGUGCUGGUUCAUUUUAGAACACUACUUCCUCUUCUUCUUCUUCACUGCCCCGUUCAGCAGGUAUUAACAUGAAGAUCUACUGAGAGAACAUUCCAUAUGUAGAGAGGACAGGCAGGUGAGAUUAUUUUUCACGAGUGGAUGUUCCUGCCAUUUAUUUAUGAAGGGGGAGUGUGAGCCGAGUCGCCCUGAAACACAACGACCGGCUUUGACUCUUCAGUGGGGAAAAAAUGUUUGAAACACACAGAUUUUCUCUCCUUCGCCUUGCCUUCAUAGCUAUUUAUUGUUUCUGCAAAAAAAAAAUGUUCAUGUAAAUAGUUUACAGAAAUAUCUUUAUGUCUAUCAACAAAUGUAUUUAUUAGAUAUACUAAAUAUAUAGAUGACUAUAUAGAAAUAUAUUUAAUUAGUCAUAGCCUAUGUUCUUCUCGUGAGAGUGUCCAAUGUGUAGUUCUGUUUGCACAGCCUAGUCAAUCCUUAGAGUAUUUAGAGACGUCUCUUGUGCCUCGAGGCUUUUGUUCAUAAUUCGGCACGGUGCUCAUAGGAAAUGAAAUGUUUUCUCUGUGAUUGGUCCUAAUUUUUUCGCUGUUUUCAAAAGCCAACUUGCCCUUUUAAACGGGGGGGGGGGUAUAAAAUGAAAAAAAAAAACUUGAAUAAUUUAUAAAAAUCUGACUUUAAAAAAGUGAGAGGAGCUGGUGGCCCGGCGUUGGGAUGAUUCCUCUGGCGAAAGCUGCGUUCUCUCCGUGCCUAGGAACCAAAAUGGCCGUCUCGUGAGAAUGUAGCGCCUUUUUUGUUUGGUUCCAAAAUCAUCGCGGGCAGCAAAGGGAGGAUCUUAUGAAUGUACAUGUCCUCCACCCUGCAGUGUAGCAGCCCGACGCCAAAGGAACCUCCAUCCCGCAUCCACCCACCGCUCACCAAUCUCUUCGAAAGCAUGAGUCUGAAAAAUAGAUUUAGGGUCGUGUAGUGUUUGAGUGUGGAAUGCUGCUUAUUUUUUUUCUUUCGUUGUCAAAUUGGAAACCUUUUCAAACGGAGAGGAACUGUGUAGCCACGUUAUGAGGAGAACUAAAGGGGAAAUGUAAUGAGGGCAAAGUGUGAGUGGGCAGUUGUGUUCACUGAAAUGCCAUCUGUCAGUGUGUACGUGUGUAAACAGUAUGUGAGUGUGUUUCGUCACUGUCUUCAGAGAGACAUUUUUGGGGUGGUAGAGGGUGGGUGGUUUUAAAAAUAAAAUUCUAAGGCUUAGUCUGUGUUUGCUAGUGAAAUGCAAAAAAAGUCCACUUGACAAAGACUUCAUGUAUUUACCUAAAGCAUUAAUGUCUGCUGAGGGGAGGCUCCUCUCUGCCCUCCUCUGUCCAUCCUGUGUGUGUGUGUGUGUGUGUGUGUGUGUGUGUGUGUGUGUGUGUGUGUGUGUGUGUGUGUGUGUGUGUGUGUGU
Eleginops maclovinus (Patagonian blennie) is the source of this 3838-nucleotide messenger RNA. RefSeq names its product MAX dimerization protein 1 (gene mxd1). Lineage: Eukaryota; Metazoa; Chordata; Actinopteri; Perciformes; Eleginopidae. Gene Ontology annotation, molecular function: protein dimerization activity; DNA-binding transcription factor activity, RNA polymerase II-specific; RNA polymerase II cis-regulatory region sequence-specific DNA binding. Gene Ontology annotation, biological process: regulation of transcription by RNA polymerase II. The transcript has 6 exons. The coding region runs from base 826 to 1491 and encodes 221 amino acids. The record is from RefSeq and is a predicted model, not a curated record.